UGUUAACUGACGUUGCUUUGUGACUUGAAAUAGUCAUAAUACAAUUCAGUGUCUGGCUGUAAGCGUCAAGAAGGUCGAUAUUUAAUUUGUUUUCGUGGCAUGAUAAUAUAAAAUUAUCAGUUGGCAUAGAUGGUGCUAACUCUUCAGGCCGCAGCUGGCUAUGAAUAAAACCAUAAUCACAUCAAAUAAAGAAGGCGUUGGCGAUUUCCAAUCAACACGGGUAAAUGCAGGUUACUCAGGCAGAUUCAAGUUCCUCUAAAAGAGUCGGAGUCGCGGAACAUUUAAUCAAAUUUAGAUCAUCGCCGAAUUUUAAAAUUAUGAAAAAAUUUAUAAGAUCCAAAAUGGAUCAUAUAGAAGUUACUAAUCGAACGGCCCCUGAUCCGCCGCCACCUCCAAAUGUUCAGCCACCGCUACCCUUGGAUCCACCACCUUUGGAUGAGAAAUAUAGUUUGCAAGUUAAGCAAGAGAUAGAUGAUAGUAAAUACGAGAACAGCACCAGUGAAGAAGUACCCGAGAUACAAAACAGAGAGAUAGUUAAUGGCACAAACAGUACACAGCAGGAACCAACAGAAAAAUCUAAAGUACCGAUAUGCAGAGACUUCAUAAGAGGGUCAUGUAAACGUCCUGGAACUUGUCGAUACGCACAUAAAUAUGAUCUGAGCCAAUUAGUGGGAGUAUAUACGUUUUGUCGUGACUAUCAAACAUCAGUUUGCACAUAUCCAAUCUGUAAAUAUGUGCAUGCGACUGUAUUUGAAGAGCAGCACUUCUAUAGGACAGGAGUGUUGCCACCUCAUGCAUUGGCUCAUCAUAAUAAAGUUAAUGUGAACGUAGUCCAACCGCCACCACCACCACCGCCACCACCACCACAACCACAACCACAAGUUACAGACGUCCAGAACAAUUUUUCGCAUGUACCAAUGAGAACGCCAAUGAUAUUCACAGUACCACCUCCGAAUUUACAAAACGAAAUAUCACAAGUUGACCUGACAAAUACCAGGACAUCGAAAAAAUCCUUUUUGGAACACUUCGGCAGCUCGCCCAGCGACCGCGACACCUAUGAACCGUUCCCAAAAAAAUGCAAACAUUGUGAUAUCAUGGAUUUCAGAUUGCAAUACCACAAAGACGUGGUUGAAAAAAUGGAGCUUGCUAGGGAUGAAAAAAUUGAAAACACAUGUCUAUUAGAAAGGAAAAAGAAGAAAAUUAAUGCACUUAUAUUAACUCUAUUCAAAUUGUCAUCGAAGAAUCAAAAUCACAGCAGCGACAAAGAAACCAAUCAUGGCGGUGAUAAAGACAAGAUGUUAUUAGAGCAACUAAGCAGCAUCCUCAGUGUCAACGGUAGAAUGUCAACCCUUGGAGAGGAUGAAUAAUAUUUAAGGAUCGAGCAGACGAUAGUCUGGAAGGCGAGACAUUAACGCCGGCUCGGUUGUAGUGAACUAUAGACAUUGGUCCACGUUACAACCAACAAGGAAAUAAUUCAAUAACAUUCAGAGUAGUGAGUGAUUGUUAGGGAAGUGUCGGAACGGACGAUUCGAGUUCUCGCGUACCUCGCCCGCCUCGGCUCCGCGAGUGUGAGUGAUGGGACACUGCGAGGCGCCCCACCGACCAGCGGCCCAAGGGUCGCGUGCUCUGAGAGCAACGGCGACUGUCGUUGAGCCAUCUAAGGUUGCUCCGGCUUCAACGCUCCAGAAAGCGUUGUUACACUCAAAGGCGAUAUCGACAGCCUCGUGAUCUGGAGCGUGAUUCAUUACAACCGAGUUACACUGAGGAGUCACACAGAGUGCAGGCCUUUGUGACGACCGACCAAUGAGCGAAGCUCUCAGGGUCAACAGAGCUUAAGUAAAACACAGAAAAGUCACAAAAUUAAAGCAUCUAGUUGACCGAAAGUUUCUAACGGCAAAUAACAUUUUGCAAUGUUAUUUUUCAAAAAAAAUAUCUAUUACAUUGUGUUUCAAUGUGAACUAUAUUUUUCUGUUGUAAAUGGCGUCGCUGUUACAGUAAAUUUUAAGGUUGUUAUAGUUAUUUAAUGAAGGUAGUUUUUACGCAUAACUUUCCGUGGUGGUGCUUCCAAAAGUCUUAUUAAGGACAAUUUUAGGGUAGUUUUAGUGCUAUCCGUUUCACUGCGCGCUCGUCACCGCUAAGGGAGGGGCGGUUUUUGUUUUUAUCUUAUAUAACUUUAUUUAUAAUGCUCAAUAUUCUUUAUAAUAAUUUAUAAUUUUUAACAGUUUUUUUUCUCUGUAAAAUCUCUGCCUUCGGCCCUGAUUAGGAUAUUUUAAUACCGAAAUUGGAAAUAGGGAAAAAUCUAUAUUAAAAAAAAAUAAUCUUAUUCCGUACACAAACAUCCCGAGUCGAUAGUUCUGAUCUACGUUGUCGACACCUAAACCAGAUAAAAUGCUGACUAUGCCAUAGUCUAUUAAAAUUUCUAGAUUACAGUAUUGAAAUUUCCAUUAAUAUCAGAAGUCGCGAGAUUUAUAUGUAAUGUAAUUUUUUGGUCUCUUAGACCAUUAACAUUUCCAGCCUGAUCUGAAUAUUAUAUCGCCUGCAUUAUAAUGUACAUAGAGCGCCUCGUUUAUACAAUAGAAUAUAUUUACCAAAAAUAAUAUAGUAUAGGAGAGAUAUAUCAGAUAGACCGGCUCCGAGGUGGAAGACGCAAUAUACCAAGUACCGAUACAAUUUUUACGCCGGACAGUUGUGCCUUGUUAAUAACAUAUGGCUUUAAAGUACAAGUACAUUUCAAGGGCACCUAUUUCUAGGUCCGAGAAGAAAUUUUGCAAAAUCAUAGUCACAUCCCCACUUCGUUACGACUAUUCCGUAUGUCGUUUUUUAUUCGCACUUAUAUUAUCUGCUACCAAUGGUUUAGUGCCAAAAGACAGAAAAACUGCUCUUAUUGGCUACAAUUCUCCUAAUUCGGUUAUGAAGGGAUUUUUUUUUGACUCGUUUUAGUACUGAAAUAUUUAAAAAUACUAAACAUUUUGAUCAUGGCACAAAGGAAUUACUAUUUCGUCUCUUAGGAACACAGGUGGUGGUCCCACGCUAGAAGCUCUUUAAUAUUUGAUAAUCGUUACAAUAGUUUAUCAGUCUUUCGAGGGAGCUGUACAAUAGAUUUUUGGCUAUUGUCUGUGAAGCCAUUUUUUGUUUUCCCUUGUAAAUGGGAAUUGUUUAAAAGUAUUUUUCUUUGAUACUGUUUGUGUCUUUUCUCAUUUAUUUCUUAUGGCCACUAACCUAAAUACCUAAAAAUAUAUCUACCAAAAAAUUGAGGUUUUUGUUUUGACACGUUCAAAACUUUAUUUCUAUAGUUCUUAUGCGAGUAAAUUAUUUUUUUUUUAAUUUUAAUUUAUUCGUCUGGAGUUUUUCCAAAUAUCAACAGCAUGUCGUGCGUUCAGGUUUCUUGCGAAGGAAGCAAGUUCAUUAUUUUUGGAGAUUACCGCACAUUUGUGCUCUUUUAUAUGGGGCUUUUAAUUUUAUAGGGAUUUGAAAAUAGGUUGCCAUUCAAAUGAUCAGCAGUAAGUGAAGAAAAUGUUAAACUAAUCAAUCUUCUUACUUAGUUUAUAAGUGUGUCCAAUCUUGUAAAUAAUGUAGUUAACCUCUUUUUCACUGCUAGUUAGAAUAUACGAGAAUUAGGGAGGGUUCAUUAUUAGGUCAUAUUGUGUAAGAAAAACUUUAUAAAUUAUUUUUUCUAUAAGAACACUAGCGCUAGUUGUAGAAGUUAUAAUAAAUCGAUUCUCGAUCACACAAUGAUUUGAUAGAUUUUCGUCUUAGGUCACGAAAAAAAAAUAUUCAACGAUCUCAGUAUUAGUAUCUCUUAGUAAGUUGUUAGUAUAUUAGUUAACGUGCCGUUUGAAUGAAACUACUACGUUCCGCCAACCACACACCGCCACAGACGCGUCGGCCACGGACGGCCACGGGUCGUGCCACAGCGGUCUCUAUUGACAAUAGGUAUUCAAUGUGAGUUGCGACGCGGAAGAAGCGAACACUGAAUGCAACCAGAUACGUACAAGCCAAGAGUUAGCCCUUAAUAGAUGUAUGUUGUAUAUUUUUCUAAUACGCCUCAGCUCCGCCGGUCUGUCGUUGCGAGACGCGUGAUGUAGACGAGCGAGUACAAGAGGUAACCACAGCAAUACUAUAAUAUUAACGAAGCGAGUGUUAUGCAACUAAUGAUAAGUGUAAGUUAAUGUUUGCAUAAGCGAAAUUGCCUUAACGUAGCUGUAAUUACAUUAGGGACGACCGACUCUGACGUAGCCUUGAGCUCCGUGACUGCCUCCGUACUAGGUUUAUAAACGCGGUAGACACAGAUUUUGUAUAGGAUCAACAGACCAAUAGACGUCGAGUCGCGCCGCAGGAAGUCGCUAUAUCACCGUAUCUAUGGGAUGGCGAAUUAACAUUUCACGUAAUUAGCGUUCUUAUCAAGUGCACACUAUUGUUGGUCGAUGUAAAUAUAUUUUAUACCGUAUUAGACCUUGGUACUUUCAUGUUAAGAUGCAUUUUUCAUCGAACGGUCAGUGCGAUCCGAACGAGGCGGCGGCGUGUCGCGUGCUUGGGAAGCGGCACGCUUCAACAUACAUUAAAGGGACGGCACGCAGGUCCGCACUGUACCGUGAGCGUGAGCUCGCGGCCUCAGAGGUCACGCCCUCUCUCGUUUUGAUCGCACUCGCCUCACCGGGUUGUACAAACCUUUUUAAUGUUUUGACGACUCGCCCUUGACUUUUAGGGAACAUGAAUUAUUUUGAAUUCCGAUUUAUAUUUUUAUUUGUAUAACUCCCCGUGCAUGAGGAUUUUAUAAAGUACGAUACUACUCUAAGAUGUUUUUGAUAUUUUUAAUGUGGAAUUUUAGUCAUCGCUUUAGGUUUCUUUACAUAUUUUAAUAUUACCGCGUGCUCCGACCGCUUCUUGAUAACAAGCUGAGCUCCGGUGUGACGUCACAGUGAAGUGCAGAGCGGACAGUCGGCGCUCUGCUGUAUUCAUAUAUUGUAGCGUGUGAGAGUUCCCGCUGAGUCGACACGGCUGUAAUAGUAAUAACUACACAGAGCAGGUCGACGCGGAGGGAGGCGUACGUUGUGAGUUUGUGUAUCAAGAGCGGUGUAUGUUUGUUUGUAUGAGGAAUAGCGUAGCAACGUUUUAUUGAAAUACAAUUUAAUUAUCCUAUUAUUGUUUUGUUUCAAACUCCAAAUCAUAUACCUUUAAGUUUUCUUUCAAUUUAUUUGGGUAAAAAUAAAAGGUUUGAGGCCGACAACCAAAAAAAAAAAUCUGUGCAUAUUUAGAGUUUUUACCUAACAUUUAUUUUAAGUAAAGCGACAACGACAUUUGUAAAAUUACAUCAAAACGCUUUCAAUAACAAUUAUUAUAGUGAUUGAAAUAUUUUUUUUAAUGGAUAUAGAUAAUAAAUAAAUAUAUACAUUAUAAUAUA
Danaus plexippus (monarch butterfly) is the source of this 5401-nucleotide messenger RNA. RefSeq lists its product as uncharacterized. The transcript is spliced from 9 exons. Gene Ontology annotation, molecular function: metal ion binding. The record is from RefSeq and is a predicted model, not a curated record. The coding region runs from base 225 to 1367 and encodes 380 amino acids. NCBI's taxonomy places the organism in Eukaryota, Metazoa, Arthropoda, Insecta, Lepidoptera, Nymphalidae.